Fomitiporia mediterranea MF3/22 is the source of this 1698-nucleotide messenger RNA. Its product is annotated as Aldo/keto reductase. The record is from RefSeq and is a predicted model, not a curated record. The transcript has 11 exons. Lineage: Eukaryota; Fungi; Basidiomycota; Agaricomycetes; Hymenochaetales; Hymenochaetaceae. Bases 28 to 1110 code for a protein of 360 amino acids.
AAAAGGUCCCUUAAUCUUCUAUCCAACAUGACUGUUUCUAGAGUCGGUGAAAAAAGAACUGAGAUGCCCUACGUGCGUCUCGGAAAGUCUGGCUUGAAGGUAUCGAAAAUCAUACUUGGUUGCAUGUCGUAUGGUUCUCCAGAGUGGGAACCUUGGGUGCUUGAUGGGGAAGAGGGAUUGAAGCAAAUCAAAGCUGCAUACGAUGCUGGGAUUCAGACAUUUGACACUGCCAAUAUAUAUUCAAACGGAGUUUCUGAGAUUAUCCUUGGAAAGGCCAUCAAGAAGUUCAAUCUACCGCGAGACGAGAUCGUCGUAAUGACCAAGCUAUGGGGAAUUGUGUCUCGCACACAAGGAGAGAGAUACUGGGGAGACGCUGACCCGGAUCAGUUUGGAUACGUAAAUCAAUUUGGUUUAAGUAGAAAGCACAUCUUCGACUCGGUCAAGCACAGUUUGGAACGUCUUCAACUCGAAUAUAUCGAUGUAUUGCAAUGCCAUCGAUUCGAUGAGAAUACGCCAAUCGAAGAGACAAUGCAAGCUCUCCAUGACGUCGUCAAGGCCGGCUAUGUACGUUAUAUCGGCAUGUCUUCAUGCUAUGCAUGGCAGUUCUACGCAAUGCAAAGUUACGCAAUAACGCAUAACCUCACGCCAUUCAUUUCCAUGCAAAAUCAUUACUCGCUGGCUUAUAGGGAGGAAGAACGCGAGAUGAUGCCGCUCUGCAAGCACCUUGGUGUCGGGUCCAUUCCGUGGUCUCCACUCGCUCGGGGCUUCCUCACACGUCCUGUCGGCGAACAGUCAAAGAGGAGCCAAACAGAUAUUUGGACCAACAUCUACGGACAAUACGAAAGUAAUCACAAGAUAAAUUCACGUGUCGAAGAGCUUGCGAAGAAGAAGGGCAAAACGAUGGCACAGAUUGCUUUGGCGUGGGUCAUGAACAAGAGUCCUGUCUCAGCACCAAUUGUUGGCACGACAAGCAUGCAAAAUCUGAAAGAAUUAAUUGAAGCGGUAAAUAUCAAGUUGACAAAAGAAGAAAUGAAAUACUUGGAGGAACCGUACCAACCGUUGCCCGUUGUAGGGGUUGCAGUCCGCAAGUCAUCAGAUGACGACGAUUAGAUAUACAGGUCUCCUCGUGCGCUGUACCCUAAAACGAUGGAAAAAGAAUCCGAGUUAGAAUAAUAAGAAUUUCAGGAAACGUGAACUGAAGCAGUUGAGGGAUUUGAGGCUGAUUAUGUACUACUUAUCACGUGCUUGGAUUCGCAACGGGAAAAAAGAAUUGUCAUCGAAGCAAACUGCGCGUUUGUCUGUAUGAAAUGUGUCCUGACAUCUAUAUGUGCCACAACGAGGAGUAUGUAAGAAACAUUAAGUCAGUAGCUGCAGUUUAGAUGGUCGGUUUUGAUGGAGUAGAAAGGCACAGUCGAGAACGUCUUCAGCCGACCGCAUCGAUGGUCUACAAUGCCAUCUUUCGAUACGAAUAUACUGAUUAAAGAGAAUGUCAUUCAUGAUUCCGUGAGGCAGGCCAAAAUAGAGUCACUACGUUGAGAAGUCGAACGGACUUCAUACUUACAUCUCAGAUAUUAUGUCAACGAACACGCGUCUACUGAAAGUCGUACUAAGCCGGUCUUCUCUGUCUCCUCUUAUUCAUACUGCCGGUGAGCCGUGGACGCGUCAUACAUUGCUUGUUCCCAGCUCUUUGAAGCCGGU